UCAAUGGAGGGAGCCAAUUACUCCAGAGUGUCUGAAUUUGUGUUGCUGGGACUAACUGAUUCUCCUGAGCUCCAGGCUUUCUUCUUUGUGGUGUUCUCUAUUUUUUAUGUGAUGACUAUAUUGGGCAAUUGUCUCAUUUUGGUUACAGUUAUAUCCACCCCACAGCUUCAUUCCCCCAUGUAUUUCUUGCUUAGCAACCUGUCUUUCAUUGACAUGUGUCUGUCCUCCUUUGCUACACCUAAGAUGAUCAUGGACUUUUUCACCCAUCAUAAGACCAUUUCUUUUGAAGGUUGCAUCUCUCAAAUCUUCUUCUUGCACCUCUUCACUGGCACUGAGAUUGUUCUACUUAUCUCCAUGUCCUUUGAUAGAUACAUUGCCAUAUGCAAACCUCUCCAAUACUCAAACUUUAUGAGUCAACAUGUGUGUCUGUGCCUUGUGGUGGUUUCCUGGACAGUGGGUUUCCUUCACACAGUGAGUCAAUUGGCCUUCACGCUGUACUUGCCAUUCUGUGGUCCUAAUGUUGUAGACAGCUUCUUCUGUGACCUUCCUUUAGUCAUUCAACUUGCCUGCAUAGAUAUCUAUGUUGUAGGGCUCUUCAUGAUUUCAACCAGUGGCAUGAUUGCUCUGGUCAGCUUCCUGCUCUUGCUUACCUCCUACAUCAUUGUUCUGGUCACUAUCAAGAAGCACUCCUCCAGUGGAUCAUCGAAGGCACUUUCUACCUGUACUGCACAUUUCAUAGUUGUGUUCAUGUUCUUUGGACCAUGCAUCUUCAUCUAUGUAUGGCCCUUUACCAACUUUCUGGUGGACAAGAUUCUGUCUGUGUUUUAUACUAUUUUCACACCUUUCUUGAAUCCACUUAUCUAUACUCUGAGGAACCAAGAGGUGAAAGCUGCCAUGAGGAAAAUGAGCAACCAAUAUAUUAGUUUCCGGAAAACUGAACAAUUUCCAAGAUACACUGCUUCUUGUGCCUGGGGCUAUAGGGCCUGCCUGUUUGUCUCGUGGUGUGAUGAUGCUGUCCUGAGGCCCAUCGAGGGCCCUCCUAUUAGAUGCUCUGUUGAGGGAGUGGUGUGGGAAGCGUCUGCUGCUGCUGGAUGCUGUAGGGGUCUGGCAGCUUACCUGGUGCUGAGCUCAGGUUCUAGUGGUGUUGUCUGGUACAUGCUGAGACCUGGUGGUGUAUUUCUGUGUUUCCCUGGGGCUACACUGAAGCACAUUCACGUCUGCCCUUUGGAGGCUGGCUGUUUAUCCUGGGCUGUGCUGAAGCAUGUGGAGUUCUGGCUGCUGAAGGAUGCCUGUUUGCCUGGAGCUAAGCUAAAGCAUGUGAUGGUUCUUGCAGCUGAAAUCUGCCAGUUCCCCUGA
Vombatus ursinus (common wombat) is the source of this 1356-nucleotide messenger RNA. RefSeq names its product olfactory receptor 4K2-like. The record is from RefSeq and is a predicted model, not a curated record. The coding region runs from base 4 to 1356 and encodes 450 amino acids. Lineage: Eukaryota; Metazoa; Chordata; Mammalia; Diprotodontia; Vombatidae. Gene Ontology annotation, cellular component: membrane. The transcript is spliced from 2 exons. Gene Ontology annotation, molecular function: G protein-coupled receptor activity; olfactory receptor activity. Gene Ontology annotation, biological process: G protein-coupled receptor signaling pathway.